Helicoverpa armigera (cotton bollworm) is the source of this 1247-nucleotide messenger RNA. RefSeq lists its product as uncharacterized. NCBI's taxonomy places the organism in Eukaryota, Metazoa, Arthropoda, Insecta, Lepidoptera, Noctuidae. The record is from RefSeq and is a predicted model, not a curated record. Bases 175 to 1041 code for a protein of 288 amino acids. The transcript is spliced from 6 exons.
AUUUUGUCAUGGCCUCCAGUUUCGUUUCAAAAUUUAAAGUAAAACAUUCUUGUUAAUUUUUAUAACAAAAUUAUAUUGUAACAAUAACAUUUUUAUAGUCAAAAUUUAAUUGUGUUUUUUUAUCAACCACGACGUUUAAAUUUAAAGUGAAUAUUUCAAUCGAAAGCUAUAAAAAUGAAUGACGUGAUGGUGGAAGUUACUGAAACUGGUAACGAAGUCACAAAUGGGAAUGGUACUGCAAUCGCAAAUGGGAACGGGAACGGAAAUGGUAAUGGAAAUGGAAACGGUAAUAUGGAAAUAGACGAUGAUAAAGACAAGAGAGUCAAAAUUCAGGUUGAAGGUGAAGAUGAAGUGGUGGAGGCCGAAAUGGGUCGCAAACAAAUGAAAAGAUUCCAACUGCCAAACCUACCGAGAUGGUGGCAAGCUGUUAUUAUUCAAUAUGCCUUCUCGCACCCGCAUGUCCGCGCCCGGCUGGAGAAGCACAUGGGCUCCAACCUGGUGCGGCUCACGGACAAGGCCUUCAUGACGGAGCUGGAGGAGAGGAUCCGCGCCGUCAAUGAGGAGAACCUCAACAAGAGGAUCACUACGCGCGUGAUGGACGAGAUGGAGAGGCUCAAACGACUAAUCCUAGUCGGGAAGACGCCGCUCAAAGAAUGUCCACCGGAACUGUUCCAUCAUCCAGUGUUCGUUUUUUGGCGAAUGGUCAACCGGGAAGUUAAUCGCGCUUCCAAGAAACGGGCUGACAUUUACUAUAGAAAAUUGAAGGCUGCUCAGAAGUUGGACCUGUCCAUGGGUGAAGAGCAAAUACACGAAGAAGAAGUGAAAGGCAAAGAGCUGACACCGGAACAACUCCUCGCGAAAUGCCGUGAGGAGAUGGAACAGCAAACGCAACUGGAUAUUGAAAAAGGUGUUCGCUUCACGGAAGAACAGUUUGCACAACUGAAAUAUGAAACAAAUGACAUUAAAACGCUGAAGAAUCUCUCGACGGUGGAGGAGUUGUACGCUUUGGCAGAUAAGAUUAUUGGAACCAAACGUCUGUAGGAUUUUUUUUUUAAUUUUUAAGAGUAAUUUAUUCAUAGCGUGAUGUACCUGAAUCAAUAAUAUAUACGUAAUAUUUGGUCGUUGGCUGAUCUACGUCGUAAUAUUAUAUCAAUAAUAAUGUCUCUUUACGAGAUUCAAUAAACAUUGUAAACUGCAACGCAACGUAGUGAAAGUAAGCAACAUGUUUUGUAUUUAAUAAAUAUCCA